Thyridium curvatum is the source of this 1713-nucleotide messenger RNA. RefSeq lists its product as uncharacterized. The record is from RefSeq and is a predicted model, not a curated record. NCBI's taxonomy places the organism in Eukaryota, Fungi, Ascomycota, Sordariomycetes, Thyridiales, Thyridiaceae. Gene Ontology annotation, biological process: protein peptidyl-prolyl isomerization; protein folding; protein polyubiquitination. Gene Ontology annotation, cellular component: catalytic step 2 spliceosome. The coding region runs from base 1 to 1713 and encodes 570 amino acids. Gene Ontology annotation, molecular function: ubiquitin-ubiquitin ligase activity; peptidyl-prolyl cis-trans isomerase activity. The transcript has a single exon.
AUGGGAAAGGGAACAGACAAGCUCUACAUCACCCACUCCGAGUGGUCGUCGUCAGACGCCUUCUCCUCCAGCACCGGCGCGCGCUCCAAAAACGGAGGCGCGAACUUUCGCCGGCUUCCUUUCAACUUUUGUGCCGCCAGCCUUCAGCCUUUCAAGAACCCCGUCUGUACCCCCGAGGGGACUAUAUUCGACGUCGAGAUCAUCAGUUCGUGGCUCGAAAAACACGACACGAACCCGGUCAACGGUGAGCCGCUCGCGGCCAAGGAUCUCAUCAAGCUCAACUUCUCCCGCAAUGCCGACACCGGAUCUGGGAUUGGAGAUGCUCAGGGAGACCUCAUUGAUCCCAUAUCCUUCAAGGUCUUCACAGACAACACCCACAUCGUCGCCAUACGGCACGGAACCUAUGCCAAUGUCUUUUCCUGGGACACGGUGGAGCGGAUGAACAUCAAGCCAAAAAUGUGGCGGGACCUGCUGGACGAUCAGGAGUUUGGGCGCAAGGAUAUCAUCACUCUUCAGGACCCACAGAACGCUGCAAGUCGCGAUCUGAGUCAGUUCCAAUAUCUCAAGGACGGCGGAGAAGCCCUUUUGUCUAAGGAACAGGAGGAGGAGAGGCUUGGUGGCAAUGUCAACAUCAACGCCCUAGGAAGGAUAGGCGACAAAGUCCUCAGGGCCAAGGAGGCGGUUGAGAGAGCAAGAAAGGAGCGCGAGGCAGGUGGCGAUGUCAAUCGCUCCAAGGCCCUCGCAAAGUCGAAUGUCACGGCCGUGCCUCGGAGUCAGAUGAUACAAGAGAAGAAGAGGGCAUAUAACGCGGCGGCUUACACGACCGGCAAGGCGGCGGCAAGUUUCACAAGUACCGGCUUGACACCCGAGACCAGCGGCGAGCGGGCGAUCUUGUCAGAGGAGGAAUGGAUGUUGAAGCCGAAGCGGGUCAAGGUCAAGGGCUACGCGCGGAUGGAGACCAAUCUCGGUGACCUCAAUAUCGAGCUGCAGACGGAGACGGCACCGAAAGCGGUAUGGAACUUUGUCAAGCUUGCCCAGAAGGGAUACUAUCAAGGAGUCGCUUUUCACCGCAACAUUCGCAACUUCAUGAUCCAAGGUGGUGACCCUACAGGCACGGGCAGGGGCGGCACGAGUAUCUGGGGCAAGAACUUCCAAGACGAAUUCGAGGGCCCUUUGACCCACAAUGCCAGAGGCAUCAUGAGUAUGGCAAACAAAGGCAAGAACACGAACUCCAGCCAGUUCUUCAUCACCUACAAGCCGGCCAGCCAUCUGGACCGGAAGCACACCAUCUUCGGAAAGGUUGUUGGUGGCAUGGACGUCCUCUCAAAGAUGGAGCAAGUGCCCACAGAUGGCUCGGACAGGCCUCUGAACAAGAUCGUCAUCAAAGACGUAGUCGUAUAUCUCGACCCAUUCGAGGAAUUCCUGAAGGCUAAGAAGGAGGCGGAGAAAGCAGAGGAGCGCAAGGCCGAGAUCCAACGCCAGGGUGGUACGGAAGACGACCAAACAACGUGGACGGGCAAGCGCAUCCGCAAAGAUGGCACCAUCUCCGAUGCCGAUUCGAAAGCUGGUGUCGGCAAGUAUCUGAAGGCUGCCAUGUCGCAGCAACAGGCAGAGGAUGAUCUCCAAGGCGACUCCGAGCCAGUGGAUACCUGGGAGGAGCAGCCGAAAAAGAAGCUCAAGACGGGCGGCUUUGGCAAUUUUGAUAACUGGUAA